AUCCUCGUUUCCUCUUCCUGCCCUCCUGUUGCAAAAGGGGGGAGUUUUGCAUGGGUUUUAACAGGAAAAAGAGCUCUUCGCAACCUCCUUGCAUAAAAUAAUUUUCUUUCCUACAAUGCAAGUACUGAAAACAUCCCAUUGCUUUUGGUGCAUGGACUUGAGGAUGGGUACAUAACUCAGUCUCCGUUUUUGGUCUUUCCAACAAAAACACAAUAAAACUCCCAUCCAGGAGCUGAGAGGAAGGCAGCCAUGAGACAUAAAAUGAUGCCGGAGAAGGGGAAGAGCCCAGAUUUGGCUUUCCUGGAGCAAACUGGCCAGGAACGGAUACCAUCGGGUGAAACCAACCAAGCAGGCUUGGCUUUGGAAAGAACAGGGCAUACGCCUCUUGAACCCAAAGCUAGGGAUGUUCAUAGCCUUGAGAAAAAGGAAGACGAAGGGCAACCAAAGAGUGAACCAGUCGACCGAAGGUUGAAAUACUUGGAUCCUCGAGCAGCAAUGAAGGCAUCCCAAUCCCAAAACUUGGGAUGGGGAGAGCCGGAACAGAUGGAGUCUGAGCCAUGGGAGAAUGCCAAGGCUUGCUUGGCCUCGUUGGAAGGAGCGGCGGAAGUAUACCGGCGGUUCAAGGGCCUGGUGCAUCUCAGCCAGGAGGUUGGAGGGAACUGUGCGGUGGUUGAAACCACAAAGGUGGAGGAUCUGCUGAAGGAGGACUCGGCCACUGCGGACGUCCAACGGAGCCUCUUCCGGGAAUACCGCUACCAGGAAGCUAAGGGUCCCCGCGAGGCCUGCAGCCGCCUCUGGUACCUGUGCCACCGGUGGCUGAAGCCGGAGAGGCACACCAAGGAGCAGAUCCUGGAGCUGGUGAUCCUGGAGCAGUUCCUGGCCAUCCUGCCCUCUGAGAUCCAGAGCUGGGUCAAGAGGGGCUGCCCUCAGUCGUGCGACCAGGCGGUGGCCCUGGCGGAGGGCUUCUCUCCAAGGAAGCAAGAGAGGGCGAGACGGCGGGCACCGGAGGGACCGGGACUGAUCCAGGAGGUGGAUUUGAGCUUCUCCGUGGCGGAACAGCCUCCGGAUCACAGCCUGAGAGAGAAACCGCUUUGUCCGGAGGUCAGAUGUGAGGGUGAGGUUGAUUCAGAUGCAGGUGAUGAUUGGGUGAUCGAGGCCAAGCGGGAAGAUCCUCCAUUGGAAGGACCCGAAUUGGAGAAGCUCCAAGGUACCUCCUGGACACGACUCCCUUGGCCACGAGGAGAUGGAGAACCUUCUGCAAGUCAUACUAAUGUGGUGGCACAGAAGGGUGAAAACUGCUCAAAUCAGAAGACGGUGGAUGUCCAUCCUUCUGUAAAGGGUGACCUCGGCCAAACUGUUGUUGCCAAGCGGCAUCGCCGAAGCCGGGGGAAGAAGACCUGUGGCGUGUGCGGGAAGACCUUCAGCCGCUGCACUGUCCUUGCCGCGCACCAGCGGACCCACACGGGGGAGAAGCCCUUCAUGUGCCAGGACUGCGGCAAAUGCUUCAGCUUCAAGUCCACCCUGGUGGCCCACGAGAGGACCCACACGGGGGAGCGGCCGUACACGUGCGACCAGUGUGGGAAGAGCUUCACCGUCAGCUCCGUCCUCACGCGGCACUACCGAGUCCACCUCGAGAAGGAGCUCUUCCGCUGCUUGGAGUGCGAGAAGAGCUUCACCCAGAAGUCCCAGCUCCUCAACCACCAGAAGGUCCACCUGAAGGAGAAGCCCUUCAAGUGCGGACGGUGCGGGGAGACCUUCAGCCACAACUCCAGCCUCCGGAAGCACGAGGGUGGCCACACGGGGGAGAAGCCCUUCAAGUGCCCCGAUUGUGACAAAUCCUUCAACACAUCCUCCCAACUCGUUAAACACCACCGGGUCCACACCGGGGAGAGGCCUUACACGUGUGCCGAGUGUGGGAAGAGCUUCAGCCAGUGGCAGAUCCUGAUGGUCCACCAGAGGAUACACACAGGAGAGAAGCCCUUCAAGUGCGCCACGUGCGGGAAGUGCUUCUCCGACCGGGCUGUCCACAUCCGGCACCAGAAGGUCCACACGGGCGAGAGGCCCCACCAGUGCACAACCUGCGGGAAGAGGUUCACCCAUCGCACGGUCUUGGUGAAACACCAGAAGAUCCAUGCCAGGGAAGCUCUGAACAUGCUCCGGCUCGAAGAAGGGCAGCACUCGGUGCAAGGGACCUCAAACCAGCUUACACAUGGGCAGGUAGCACCAUUUUGGGGGAAAUCACAGACAAAAUAUAGGAUUUCAAAGACGAAAUCCCAUGACCUGGAAUGCGAAAUGGCAGCCAAGAAGAGGAGAACGUCAGGUGAUGGCCUCCAGUUCAACUCUGUGUUAAAACAAGGGUUGAAGAUCAGUGCCGAGGAAGAAGACCAAGUAGAUCUGAAACCGGAGGUAGCCUUGGAAAGAGCAGAUUGUCACGAAUCCAAGGCAGCAAAGGGAUUUCUCAAGCAGGAAGAAGUUAUGGGUGGACCAGGCAAGGUGACUCCACCAGGAUCUCAUGAAGACCUCAAAGAAACACCAUCGUCUCACUUGGGAUGGGGAAAUUCCCCGCGAUCAGGGUCCUCACCAUGGGAGAAGGCAACGGUUCUCUUGACGUCUGUUGAAGGGUCACCAAAUGCUUACCGAAAGUCCAGAAGUCUUGGUGGAGGAAGCUUAGGAGAUGUCAUAAAAAUGGAGGACAUGAAGAUGGGCGACUGUUGGAAAGGAAAGGAAGACCUCCUUAAGGAGGACUUGGUCACCAUGGAUGUCCAGCGGGCCCUCUUCCGGGAAUACCGCUACCAGGAGGCAGAGGGUCCGCGUGAGGCCUGCAGCCGCCUCUGGUACCUGUGCCACCGGUGGCUGAAUCCAGAGAGGCACACCAAGGAGAAGAUCCUGGAGAUGGUGAUCCUGGAGCAGUUCCUGGCCAUCCUGCCCUCUGAGAUCCAAAGCUGGGUCAAGAGGGGCUGCCCUCGGACCUGCGACCGGGCCGUGUCCCUGGCCGAGGACUUCCUCCUGAGGCAGCAGGUGUCCGGACAACUGCAACCAGAGGGCUCAGCCCUGAUCCAGGAGGCAGUGUCAACCCUUUGUGUGACUGAACAACUACCUCCGAGCCCCAAAGAGAAGCAACCUGUCGCCAAGGGCAAGCAGGGGAAUGGUGGCAAGACCAGCAAGCAAACAGGCGAUGAAUGGAGAAGAGACAGCAAAGAGGAGAAGCUUCAGCAAGACCAUACUGAGCCGAUGAAGCCUCACGGACCCUCCCGUGAAAUCCCCCCGUGGCCCCAAAGGAGUGGAGAAACUUCUGAGAGCCACAAAGAGGCAGAGAAAGGGAGGAAAAACCACCUUGAUUCCAGCGUGAAUGUAUUCUUUCCCUAUAUAGGAGAAAGUGCUGAAGUGACGCAAAAGGUUGUCCUCAAGAGAAGGCGCAGGAGCAGAGGGGAGCGGGUGUGCAACGUGUGUGGGAGGAGCUUCAGCCGGACCACGGUUCUCGUCGCGCACCAGAGGACCCACACUGGGGAGAAACCAUUCAUGUGCAAAGACUGCGGGAAGUGCUUCAGCCUCAAGUCCACUUUGGUGGCGCACGAACGGACCCACACGGGGGAGCGGCCGUACACUUGCUCCCAGUGCGGGAAGAGCUUCACCGUCAGUUCGGACCUCACUAGACACUACCGGAUCCACGUCGGAGAGAAGCCCUUCAGCUGCUUGCAGUGCAACAAGAGCUUCAGCCGGAAGACACAGCUGCUCAACCACCACAAGGUCCACACGCGAGAGAAGCCGUACAAGUGCUCCCAGUGCGGGGAGACCUUCAACCGGAGCUCCAGCCUCAUGAUCCACGAGGGAUCCCACACGGGGGAGAAGCCCUUCAAGUGCCCGGACUGUGACAAAUCUUUCAACACCUCCUCCCAGCUGGUCAAGCACCACCGGGUCCACACCGGGGAGAGGCCCUACACCUGCUCCGAGUGUGGGAAGAGCUUCAGCCAAAGGCAGAUCCUGAUGGUCCACCAGAGGAUACACACAGGGGAGAAGCCCUUCAAGUGCGCCACGUGCGGGAAAUGCUUCUGCGACCGGGCUGUCCUCAUUAGGCACCAGAAGGUCCACACGGGCGAGAGGCCACAUCAGUGCACAACCUGCGGGAAGAGCUUCUCUCACCGUGCGGUCCUUGUGAGGCACCAGAAAAUCCACACCAGGGACACUCUCAAUAUGCUGAUCAUGGAGGAGGACCCAGAUGAAGCCUCAUGAAACCACAGCAUUUCCGUACCUUCAGUGUGGGUUGCAGCCAACCUGCGGCAACUCCUAUGAUAACUCAGUACGGUUGGCACUCCAUAUUUGGGGGUUUGAUUACACAGCCCAACAACAACAAAACCUUGUUAUCUCAGUUUUCUGGAAUGUUCCUCGGGUCCUUUUGGACACGGAUUAAGAAAACUGCAUUGGAUAGACUACAUCAGCUGUAGAUUCACUUUGAAGUCACUUUGAGACUAGGACGCAAUAGAACAAUGGCUUCAAACUACAAGAGAGGAGUUUCCAUCUGAACAUGAGGAAGAACUUCCUGACUGUGAGAGCCGUUCAGCAGUGGAACUCUCUGCCCUGGAGUGUGGUGGAGGCUCCUUCUU
This is a messenger RNA of Anolis sagrei ordinatus, 4601 nucleotides long. NCBI's taxonomy places the organism in Eukaryota, Metazoa, Chordata, Lepidosauria, Squamata, Anolidae. The record is from RefSeq and is a predicted model, not a curated record.